Molecule: messenger RNA, 1285 nt
Organism: Aspergillus japonicus CBS 114.51
Lineage: Eukaryota; Fungi; Ascomycota; Eurotiomycetes; Eurotiales; Aspergillaceae
Exons: 2
Coding region: 70-1245 (391 amino acids)
Biological process (GO): regulation of transcription by RNA polymerase II
Molecular function (GO): zinc ion binding; DNA-binding transcription activator activity, RNA polymerase II-specific
Source: RefSeq, a predicted model, not a curated record
CAACACCUUACCUUUUACUUAUUUUCAGACCCUAGCCCCUUCGAUGCCCCCUAUCCGACCUCAUUACUAAUGCGGCCGCGCAAGGCUCACACCAAAUCCCGCACCGGCUGUGUAGAAUGCAGGCGACGUCACAUCAAGUGCGAUGAAAGCCGCCCGCAGUGUAAGAGAUGCCGGGACUCGGCACGGGAAUGCGUGUUCACCACUGGAGAGCUCAAGAAUCAACGCUCAUUCUAUUCACCACACACCAUCGCUUCCUCUGCCACAACGAACCCUGAGACCUCGAGUACCACCAAUUCGAGCGUCAGCCCCUUCUCCGCUUCAUCAGCCCAGGAUGAUGCCUCCCCGGCGGUAUCCAUGCUCCAUCUGGAGCUGUACCACCAUUUCACCACCACCGUCUUUGAUUCCCUCGCCCAGCACCACGAGGGAUCUGCCACAUCCCUCGAAACCAUCAUUCAAGCCAGCCUCUCGACCCCCUACCUCAUGCACGAGCUGCUCGCUCUCGCAGCGCUCCAUCUGAGUCUGGUCCGUCCCUCUCAGGGGAGAUACUACCACACCCAGGCCACCCAGUUGCAAUGCCAGGCCAUCGCCCUCUUCCGGGCCCGCGAGGAGGAUCUCAACGCCGCCACCAGUCUUCCGACCUUCCUCUUCUCCGCCAUCCUGGGCACGCACGUGCUCUGCGAGACCCUCCGAUUUUGCACCGAGGGACCCAGUCUGGCCACUUUCCUCGCCCGGUUCGUGCAGUACACCGCUCUCCACCGCGGGGUGCGCGCCGUGGCCGGCCGCACGUGGGAUACCCUCCGCCAGUCCGCCAUCGCCGCCUCGUGGCGGGUCGCAGAGUCGACCCCGGGCGUCACACUGGGUGCCGUCCAGCAGGCCUUGCUGGCGCGCAUCCAGGCGGCGAAGCUGGGCGCCCUCGUCACGGACCACUACCGGCUGGCGAUUCAGUGCCUGCCGUUCAGCGGCGACAGUAGCGAGCCAGUCGCUUCACUGACCCCACAAGCAUCCUGCUCGAGGAUCAUCGCCUGGCCGGUGCACGUGCCUCAAGAGUAUCUGGACUACCUGGGGCAAGGCCGGCCCGAGGCGCUGGUCAUCCUCGCGCAUUACGCCGUGCUGCUGCAUCAGCACCGGGGGUUCUGGGUCUUCGGGGACGCGGGGGCUGGGUUGGUUGUGGUAAUCGCAGAGCACCUGGGGACGGAAUGGGAGGCGUGGCUUGCGUGGCCGCAGGCCUCUAUACUAGAGUCGUAGACAAGAAGAGGGCCAUCAUUGGGGUUUGGGGGGAAACAAU